GUCCGUCGUCGGCCGGUGGCCACCGGGCGGCAGCACUGCGCCCGUCGGCCGUCCGCGCGCGCCGCGCCGGGCCCGACCAGCUCAGUUCUGUGCCGGGGCCCGGCUCCAGGCCGAUUUCGCCGUGCUAGUGGUGUCGUGCAACGUGACUGAGAACGGACAGUCGAGUCCGCUGGUGGCCGGGAGGGUUGGCGGCAUUUGGAGUCCGUCCCGCGGAGAACACCAUCGUCUGUCCGGCACCGCCCUCUGGAGCGCCAGCGACGGCCGCUGGCCAUGGACGCAGCCCGAACGGCGGCGGCGCGCACGCCCCUGCUGCAGCCGCCUGCCUACCUGCAGCCGAUGCUGCCCUACUGGCUGCCACCCCCGACUCCUCCGCCGGAGGCGCUGGCAGAGAAAGAGAAGAAGGAUGGCGAUCCCUGGCCCCCCGUGGAUGCUCAGGCCGCCUUUCUGGGCCCCAGUCUGUGGGACUCGCAAAAGGAUCAGCAGCUGAAGUACACAGACCUGGAGGAUUUCCUUAACGAGGCAGACACCGUCUCGCAGCCGCGUUCCAGCCCGCCGCAGCGCGUGCCGGGCAGCCCGCCGCUGCAGGUGCCGCCGCCGCCGCCCCAGCAGUUCCCGCAGCACCUGCACCAGCAGCAGCUGCAGGAGCGGCCGUGGCCGGGCGCGCUGGGCCCGCCGGGCCACCACCAGCACCAGCCGCCGCGCCACCCGCAGCACCAGCAGCAGCACCAUCACCAGCAGCAGCAGCAGCAGCAUCAACACCCGCAGCAGCCGCACCCGCAGCAGCAGCACCCCAGCUGUCGUUUGAACGAGCACCGGGUGCCCGACCAGGCCGGUCGGGACCAGCUCAGAGCCGGUGAGGAGGGCGGCGCCCCUCUCAAGGUCAAGGUCGAGUUCCAGGUGUCGCCCUCGGACCUGGCACUGGCCACGGUCCCUGGCACCCAGUUUGACCCUCAGACACACCAGUUUUCAGACGAUGAGCUGAAGCCACAGGCUAUCUGCAAAAAGUCGAAAAAGCAGAUCGUCCCCGACGAGCGGAAGGACCAGCGGUAUUGGACGCGCCGCCAGCGAAACAACACGGCCGCCAAGCGCUCGCGCGACGCCCGCCGUCUCAAAGAGAACCAGAUAGCGCUGCGGGCCAACUUCUUGGAGAAGGAGAACGCCGCCCUCCGAGAAGUAAUGGACGAGCUGAACAGGAAGAACCAGGAGCUGAAGGCACGGGUAGAGAACUGCCACUGCCGCUAGACGCGGCCGGCAGCGGACAGGCGACCGAAUCGGCACUCACACGAUCCCGCACGCUCCAGAGAGCCCCGAUGGGCCUCUCUCCGUCUCACUCUCUGCUACUCUCUGUCUACCUGCAACCCAGCCAGUGUUCACCACCGCGCGCGGCCAACGAACUCCGCUCACUGCAAAAUCGCGUUCCGUGGAAAGAAAGUGCUCUGCUGUUGUAAUAAAUAAACCAAUCUUUCGGACCCGGCGUACAUCAAUGUAGUUGAAGGCAUUUGGAACGACCCUAGGGCACUGGUUUAGCUGAUUGAGAUUAGUACCCUAACCAUACGCUACAUUUACAAAUGUAACGCCGUUUAAGUUCGCACGCAUACUACUUUGGCAUAUCAGUCUUAGGCGCCGUGAAUCAAUAGCGGAGGAUUGCAGAUUGUCUUCAUAGGUCUCGGUGAUUCUAAACAAUCAAAUUUUGUACCCUGUCUUUCGCAUGUCCGUGGGCCUUAACCCCAGAGGGUGUCAUCUGUAAUGUUCCUUACUUGUACGGGAACCACUGAAGUCGUCACUAAGAGGAGAGGUUUGCUUGCAGUUUGUUUCGGUUGGGUGUGCUUUACUGCCAUGUAGGUGUAGGGUUUCACAGCUAGCUUUCCGCAUAGUGUCAAACGGGUAACAUAAGCAAUGUUUGCGGAUUAGAAGUGAACGGGUUCGGGAAAUAUCCAGUUAGAAGUAAGAGUUUAUUCUUGUAUCGGUAGCAUAAGUCAAACAUUGUAUCACUGACGUCGCGUUAGUGUGCAACCAAAGUCGCGUCAAACGCUUUAUUAUAGUUAAGGAGGACGGUGUCGAAGGGCGGCUCUGAGCCCGCGCCGGUGGGGUGUUGCGGGGGUUGAGGCGGGUGCCGUGACCACUCUGUCCCGCCGGCUCCACUGGGCCGCGGACCGCGGUAGCUGUGGCCGGCGGCAGGGACGGCGGCCGGCGCCCUCACCGUCCCACUCCCACCGGCUCCGGCCAGGACCGAGCCUUCGGCGGCGAGACCAUGUGAUUUCUCUGUGGUUCCCGGCGCAGUCCCCACAAAAUGUAUUUUAAAACGGGACCGCCUCAUCUUGUUACCAAUGUCGACAUACAUGUCGUCGGGUGUAAAACGGUGUCAUUUGCCGGCGGCAAUUCGUGUGCACUAGAAUAGUUGCGUUGGUGGGUGCUUAGGUUAUGAUUAGUAUUAAGAAGUCAUCAUCCAUGGUCCUGUCUAGCCUGCCACAAACACUUGUGAGCAGCUACUAAUGAAUACCUGCCAGACUGUUCCAAGGAGCUAGUUAUUACGGCCAUAAUUUAGAUGUUAAACCAAGGACACCAGUGGAUGAUGACUGUAUCUGGUUGUUCGAUGUUGCUCAAGCAGGCAUCGGUACCUUGCUGCUUCUCUGUUGCUUUCCUUCUUGUAGCUGUGCUGUCACGGGAAACCAGGCUUAGGUGGCGGUGGGUCGCGGGUCAAUAAAAGACAUUGGGAAAAAGGCUUCACCUUUGGCUCAAUUUCACCAAAUCAGAACAUCAUGCCUGACCACCAGUGUCGGGUACUAGCUGACUCGACCCGCUCCGCCGACCUGCGGCGGCGGGGCGUGACCUGCCGACCUGACCUGCUGUUGACCUGACCCGGCACGGCUGUCGACCAAUGAGACGCGGCGCGGCGGUGUCGGCGCGGCCGGUGGGGGCUGUGUCCUGCUGUUGGCCCCGCCAGCCGGCUCUGUACGGCCAGCAGGAGCCGCCUGGGCGUGUGUGUCACGGUGUGUGUGCACACUGCACGGGCGUGCAGGUUGUUGUGUGUCGUGUCAGCUGCUACUACAGUUUGCCACAUGUUGUGGACGUGUGGGACCCCACCAGCACACCUGAGGGCAAACUAGGACACUCCCUUUGGCCAGGGAACCAGACAGGAACCAGGGAAACACCGGGUCAGAACCAGGGAACCCCUUCCGUGCCAGAAUCCUACCGGGUUGGGACCUGGGAACCACAAGAUCAGAAAAGGAUCGGGUCAGCACCAGGGAAUCACUGGGCCAGAACCAGGGAACCAACGGGUAAGAACCAGGGAAUUACCGGGUCGAAAUCAGGAAACCACUGGGCCAGAAUCAAGGAACCUCCCGGACGGAACCAACGGGGACCACCGGACCAGGGCCAGUUUUCUGAACCAGGGCCAAAGAGACCACCAGACCGGGCCAGAGGAGACCAGCACACCGGGGCCAGAGGGGCCGCCAGACCAGUGUCGAAACCGCAGGAGACCACCAGUCACACACUGCUGGGGCCGGGUGUUCCGGCAGUCCACCUCCACCGCCCGGGUUCCUGUACCCCGAGGUCGGGUCACCGGGUAACCCAGCUGUCUGGUGGCGCGCCCUCCCUCCUCCGGCGGCGGCCGGCUGCUCCCCGCUCAAUAUGUCGUGCAGUCUGUGUGGUGUCGGUGGUCGGCGCUCUCGCCCAGUGAAAUACACGCCGUGUGAAGCC
Molecule: messenger RNA, 3699 nt
Organism: Amphibalanus amphitrite
Lineage: Eukaryota; Metazoa; Arthropoda; Thecostraca; Balanomorpha; Balanidae
Product: hepatic leukemia factor-like
Exons: 7
Coding region: 271-1242 (323 amino acids)
Biological process (GO): regulation of transcription by RNA polymerase II
Cellular component (GO): nucleus
Molecular function (GO): DNA-binding transcription factor activity, RNA polymerase II-specific; RNA polymerase II cis-regulatory region sequence-specific DNA binding
Source: RefSeq, a predicted model, not a curated record